Messenger RNA from Ochotona curzoniae (black-lipped pika), 1227 nucleotides. RefSeq names its product motor neuron and pancreas homeobox 1 (gene MNX1). Gene Ontology annotation, cellular component: nucleus. Gene Ontology annotation, biological process: spinal cord motor neuron cell fate specification; central nervous system development; neuron projection morphogenesis. Gene Ontology annotation, molecular function: DNA-binding transcription factor activity, RNA polymerase II-specific; sequence-specific double-stranded DNA binding. The transcript has 3 exons. The record is from RefSeq and is a predicted model, not a curated record. Bases 1 to 1227 code for a protein of 408 amino acids. NCBI's taxonomy places the organism in Eukaryota, Metazoa, Chordata, Mammalia, Lagomorpha, Ochotonidae.
AUGGAAAAAUCCAAAAAUUUCCGCAUCGACGCCCUGCUGGCGGUGGACCCCCCGCGAGCCACCUCCGCGCAGAACUCGCCGCUGGCCUUGGUCACGUCCCUCGCGGCUGCAGCAUCUGGCCCCGGCGGUGGAGGAGGCAGCGGUGGCGGCGGGGCAAGCAGCGGAGCGAGUGGCAGCUGUAGCCCCGCGUCCUCGGAGCCGCCCGCGGCUCCAGCCGACCGUCUGCGCUCUGAGAGCCCUUCACCGCCGCGCCUGUUAGCUGCGCACUGCGCUCUGCUACCCAAGCCCGGCUUCUUGGGCGCGAGCGGAGGCAGCGGUGGUGGCGCGGGCGGCGGACCCGGGGGCCCCCACCACCACUCGCACCCCAGCGCAGCAGCGGCCGCCGCCGCAGCAGCCGCAGCCGCAGCGGCGGGGAGCCUGGCUCUGGGGCUACACCCGGGGGGCGCACAGGGUGGCGCGGGCCUCCCGGCGCAAGCAGCACUGUAUGGCCAUCCGGUUUACGGCUACUCGGCGGCGGCGGCGGCAGCCGCGCUGGCCGGCCAGCACCCGGCGCUGUCCUACUCGUAUCCACAGGUGCAGGGCGCGCACCCUGCGCACCCCGCCGAUCCCAUUAAACUGGGCGCCGGUACCUUCCAGCUAGACCAGUGGCUGCGCGCGUCCACCGCUGGCAUGAUCCUACCCAAGAUGCCCGACUUUAAUUCCCAGGCACAGUCGAACCUCCUGGGGAAAUGCCGCCGGCCGCGGACCGCCUUCACCAGUCAGCAGCUGCUGGAGCUGGAGCACCAGUUCAAGCUCAACAAGUACCUGUCGCGGCCCAAGCGCUUCGAAGUGGCCACCUCACUCAUGCUCACCGAGACCCAGGUCAAGAUUUGGUUCCAGAACCGGCGGAUGAAGUGGAAACGCAGCAAAAAAGCCAAAGAGCAGGCGGCGCAGGAGGCGGAGAAGCAGAAGGGCGGCAUGGCGGGUAAAGGCGGCGGCGGUGCCGAGGAGAAGGCGGAGGAGGAGACGCUGGGGCCACCCGCGUCCGGGGACAAGGGCAGCGGACGCCGGCUGCGAGACUUAAGGGACAGUGACCCCGAGGAGGAGGACGACGACGAGGAGGAUGAGGACCGUUUCCCCUACAGCAACGGCGCCGGCGCCCACGUCGCCUCCUCCGACUGCUCCUCCGAGGAUGACUCGCCGCCUCCGCGGUCCGGCGCGCCCGGCCACCAGCCCCCUGCCCAGUAG